AUGUCUUUAAAUCCUUUAAAUGAACUCAAACGUCGCUUGGAUGACCACGAAACACCUCUGCCCAAGCGGCUGUGUCUCGCUAGAAACUUGAUAAAGUCCCAUCACUUCCCGUCAGCACCGAAGGAGCGUAUUGUAGCCGAUUGGCUCCACAUGUUGAUGCAGAAAAAUGAACUCAGCCGAGAAGACCUAAGAAAUGUAAUAGACUGGCUAAAUGUAGUUGAUGAUGUCACCAGUGAACUAAAAAGCAAAAUAAUACAGAUUGUAUCGCAAUACUUCAAUUGCAAUCCCAUACAAAAGGAAGAUGUGCAAAGUCUACUGUCAUUUUUGGAGAACCCAAAGUUAUCGUCCCAGCUUGGUUUCCACACAGAAGAGUGGCUGAGCAUUGCCAUGACUCUAUUAGAGUAUUUCAAGGUAGAAGAUUCUGAAUCCAGUUUAUUACUGAGUCAAAGAGUUUUCAACAACAUUGUGAAGUUUUACAAGGAGUCGAAAAAGAAACUUGAAUUUAUUCUAAAACUCCUAGACGAACAAAACUUACAAACGAUUUUUAGUUAUUUAGACUCGGACAGAAGUACAGUUAUCGCUGUUUGUGGAAGUAUUUUGUUUCCGAUGAACAAAAAGUCUUUCUUUGGAAGUUACCUUCAAACUCUGGUACGUAAAGACAAUAUCAGUGAUCUCUUAGCUGAGAAAGGCGAUAACAUACAAUCGGUAAUAAAAAUCAUGGAUGCAUUCUUUUCGUUCCCCAAAGGGAAUGAUCAAAAGUUUCUAACUGAUUUUAUUGAUAUAUUUGUUAGCUGUUACUACACAGAAGCACAGCUCAUCUUUGCGUUUUACAUUAUGGUUGCAAAUUCUCUGAAGAUGGAACAAAAUUAUUUGACUCCUGCUAUGACUAUGACCCCUAUUGCGUUUGAAGAGAACAGUGAAAAGACUGUAAGAAAUAUUUUCCUGAAUAUGCUUGAAACUGUCCUGAGGAAUGAAGUUGAUAUAAACGUUAGAUUAUCUGACACAUUAGGUGUGAAAAUACCGAAAGUUGAAACGCAAAAGACGUUUCUUGUUUUUCUGGAGGCAGUCAUGCUAGGUCAGUUGAAAAUGGACAAAAAACCGGACAAAGCUACCUUCCAAAUUAUAAAAACUGCUCUGAAAUUGGACCCAGCGUUAAUCGAACCCAAAAUGAAGGAAAUUCUUCCACCAAUAAUGACAGCUAAAAAAAGUAAUACAAGCAACUUGGAAUCUUACACAGAGAUGUUAAACUGCCUUUUAGAAAUAUUGUUUAAGUUGAGCAGAGGCACUACUUUUGUAAAUCAAAUUCUACCAAUGGUAAAAAGUCAUUUAGAAGCUAGCAACACUGAGCAGACAGAUUUGAUCCAGAAACUAAGAAAUGGCACAGAAAAUGAGAAAACAAAGAACAAAAUUAUAAAUGGAUCUGAUGUAUUUCCCAAGGAAAGCAUAGAACUGUAUGGAAAGUUAACUUGUGAACUUAUGUUCAGGCAGAAUAAAGAUUUGCUAGCAUCUCUACAGAAAGACUUUGAAGACCAUUGCUUGGCAACACUAGAAGACAAAACUAUCAGUCCAUCAACUAUAACGCUCACGGAAGUCAUGUCGGCCAUUUUGUGCAGCUUCUUGCGACACAACAAGAUGGCGGACCACACUGUGCCGCUGAAUAUCGCGCAAGAUUUCUGGGCGGCGUUCAAACAUUUCGAAACUGAUAUUUUAAAAAGAUUUGGAGAAUGUGUUCUUGAAUUUAAUAAUGAGCCACAACUAACGCAAUCAUUUCUAAAACUGUGCAUAUCUUGCUCCCAAUUGAAGCUGUUCAACAUAAAGUAUAGCAAUGUCAAAACUGAACUAUCAGACUUCACAAAUGAGGUGUUUAACUUAUCUGCUAUGCUGCCUUGUUUAAAUGCAGAGCAGUGGACAGUUCUUUCUUCGAAUGUAGAUGAUGAAGGAACAUUGCUAUUGGAAGAACUACUUCUCAUCAAAACCAUGGUCAUACAAACAGUGCAAAGAAAUGCUGAGACCAGCCAAGAAUUAAUAUUACCGACCAAAACCCACCUAAUCAAACAACUCUCCAAAAAUCUACCAAAUUGUGAAACCAGUGAAUACAUUUCAAAAGUUCUAUUUAGCAAUUUGGACAAGAAUCAAGCAAAACAAGUAGCCAAAAUUGUUGUGAAGUUAUCGUUGAAAAAUUCAGAUUUUGAAAUAUUCAAUAAUGAAACCGUUUCAAAUAGCAGGCCAUUAAUGAAUGCUUUAGUUGUAGAAACUGUGAAACAAAUGUGCAAAUGUUUUGAUAAUACAGAAGAUUUAACCAAAGUCCUGAACAAAACUGACUUUGAUAUGGGUUCAUUCGCAAAAGAAAGAGACAUGAAGGAGUUUUUCAAUCAACUAACAAUAUCAGGAGAAUGCAAUGAUGAAAACACCCUUCCAAAUUGCGUAGAGAUCUUAAAACAUUUAAAAAUCUACUAUUUAGAAGAAUCGUACCAAUUGGUAACAUUAUUAAUGUUGCUGGCAGCAAAAAAUAACGCUCAGAAAAAGCAGAAAAAGCUAAGGCGAAGCAUAGACCAUUUAUUGCAAAGUAUAUUCGAGUUGAGCGAAUGUUCACCAGAUUUGUACAAAAUGUUCCCAGUCGACUACAUAUUUUCAUUCAAAGACAGACUUUUGUUAGAUUUGCUGACAUUGAAAAUCAAAGUGUCGAAUAACAUGUGUGUGAUAAAAAGUCUUGUAGAUUCUGCUGUAAAAAGGGUGCGUAUGGAGAAAGAAAUUAUAACAAAAAUUGUGGAGUUACUUCUGAAGAAACAAUCAAAAUCCUCAGACAAAGGCAUAGAAUUCUUUAGUGAUCCCGCGUUCCAAAUAAGCUGUGCUUUAUUGCCAUCUCUCGUCAAACAAAAACGAAUUUUCAAACAAAGCGCGCCAAGAACGAUCCUAGCAGACUUUCAAGAGAAAAUCCACAAAUCUCUUCUGGAAUGUUUUAAAAAUAUAAAUUUUAAUGACAUUAGUAAUAUUUCUAUGGAUAAAACUGGCAACAUUGAUGAGAGCGUGGUAGUUUCUGAGAACACUGCAGCGACACUGAAUGCGAUUGCAGCGUACUCGCUCACACUAUCGAAGUACUGUGAGACAACAGAUAAGGAAGAAAUGAAGAAUUUGGAUUAUUUGUGGCCAGGAUUGGAGUUCUUUGUGCAAAAUGCUAUAAAUGCGCUCCAAAAUCCUGAUUCAAAACAUCAACACGUUGAAUCUUCGAUACAACUUCUAAACGUCGUUUUGCGCUACAUAAAAAAACUAGAAGCUCACGACAUCUUCCAGACCAAAGACAAACUGUUUCUGCAGAUCUGGAACAGCAUAAAAACUAGGUUGUCUAUGGUACUAAGUCAGGAUUCGUCGACACACGUCAACGUUGCAUUUUUGGAAGAUAUAUCAGUGAAUUUGAGAUACAUUUGUGAGUUAGUGUCCGUGGAAGUAUUUACAGUGAAUUUUGUGGGCGAUUUGAAUAAGUUGGCACAGUAUGAGAAUCCUUCAAAACUUCUGAAGAACGAAGAACAGAUCAAAACCAUUUUAACAUCCCACAAAGUAUCCAAAUAUUUGUGGGUACAGAUCUUAAAAGCGAACAUAGUGGGACCAAAAUGUGUUGCCAUAUCGAAGUCAAUCUACCAAAUUAGUAGAAAUUUGAAAAGUUACAUACAACAACAUUACGAUGCUGAUCAAAGUGGGGUAGUCAUCAAAAGUAAGAAAAAGAAGAUGACAGUGGAAUUCCAAAAUGAAGAUGCUGUGCUUAAAACUGUGAAAGUAGAUGACAAGAUUUGUGAAAUGAUAAAUAUUUAUUUGGAAAUUCUUUCUGAGGCUGCGUUGUCUGCUAAAAAGGUGUCGUUGGACUACAAAUCCCUCGACGCCAUAUUUGAGUUGCUGCACUGUGUAGACCACGUGCUAAGCCUGAGCGUGCCUUGGGCAGGGUUCCACCGGCUGUUCGAGGGGUCCAUAGCUGUGCUGAACGGAUUGCUGGUGUCGAGAGAAGAGCUGUUGGAAGACAGGUGGCCAUGCUUCAUGCAGUGCUACCGUUCGCUGGGCGUCCGCCUAUGCGCCGCGGAAUCGCCGGCGCAGCUUUCGCUUGGACCGCUCGCGCACUCGCUUGAGAAAUUGACCCAAGCGAUCUGCAAGAGGAAAACUCACGUAUCCAAAAUAGCAGCGUACACCGUCGGCGACCUGUGUUCUGCUAUAGAACGCUGCGUUCCUUCUAGAACAGUCCGCCAACAUCUAGAAAACUCGGUCUCCCUGCUCAUACAAGCAUCGGACACGGCGCAUGCCAUGGCGUUCCUGAGGCGAGCCCUAACUGGAAGCCCAGGACAAAUGACCAUGACUAACAUGUACACUAUGUAUAAAAGAUACCAUAAGUAUGUUGGGAAUGCUUAGAUUUUAUUUGUUAUAAGCUUAAUAAAGAUUUUUAUUCAA
This is a messenger RNA of Ostrinia nubilalis (European corn borer), 4431 nucleotides long. RefSeq lists its product as uncharacterized. NCBI's taxonomy places the organism in Eukaryota, Metazoa, Arthropoda, Insecta, Lepidoptera, Crambidae. The record is from RefSeq and is a predicted model, not a curated record. The coding region runs from base 1 to 4392 and encodes 1463 amino acids. The transcript is spliced from 11 exons.